Sturnus vulgaris (Common starling) is the source of this 8320-nucleotide messenger RNA. NCBI's taxonomy places the organism in Eukaryota, Metazoa, Chordata, Aves, Passeriformes, Sturnidae. The record is from RefSeq and is a predicted model, not a curated record.
UGCUGACCUAUCCAGAGCUGGAAUCAGCACCCCGUUUUCCCCUCAAACACAGACUGUGAGCAGACUGAUGGUGAGAGUGAGAAUCACCGAGGCAAAGUUACCGUGAAGGGAUGGAACAAGGCACUAGGACCUAGGAGGCGUCUCAUCCACCCUGGCAGGAAUUUCUUGCUUGGAGCUCAGACAACAAAGGCAGAGUGAGCCCGGUUUUCUUUCUCUGAGCAUCUCCACCCUGCGCGCUGAAAACCGCUUCAGAUCUUUAGGGUUCACCAAACUAUGGAACUUGAUUUUGGACACUUUGACGAAAGAGACAAGGCGUCCAGAAACAUGCGAGGCACACGGAUGAACGGCUUACCCAGCCCCACUCACAGUGCCCACUGUAGCUUCUACAGAACCCGGACCUUACAGGCGCUGAGUAACGAGAAGAAAGCCAAGAAGGUUCGUUUCUAUCGCAACGGGGACCGCUACUUCAAGGGGAUUGUAUACGCCGUGUCCUCCGACCGCUUCCGAAGUUUUGAUGCCCUGCUGGCGGACCUGACCCGGUCCCUGUCCGACAACAUUAACCUGCCUCAGGGAGUGCGGUACAUCUACACCAUCGAUGGCUCGCGGAAGAUCGGCAGCAUGGACGAGCUGGAGGAAGGGGAGAGUUACGUCUGCUCGUCAGACAACUUCUUCAAGAAGGUGGAAUACACCAAGAAUGUCAACCCCAACUGGUCUGUCAACGUGAAGACCUCUGCCAACCAGAAAGCACCUCAGUCCCUGGCCAGCAGCAACAGUGCCCAGGCCAAGGAGAACAAGGAUUUCGUGCGCCCCAAGCUGGUGACCAUCAUCCGCAGCGGGGUGAAGCCCCGCAAGGCUGUGCGUGUGCUCCUCAACAAGAAAACUGCCCACUCCUUCGAGCAGGUCCUCACUGACAUCACUGAGGCUAUCAAACUGGAGACAGGCGUGGUCAAAAAGCUCUACACCUUGGAUGGGAAGCAGGUGACCUGUCUGCACGAUUUCUUUGGGGAUGAUGAUGUGUUUAUCGCCUGUGGUCCAGAAAAAUUCCGCUAUGCACAGGAUGACUUUUCCCUGGAUGAAAGUGAGUGCCGGGUGAUGAAGGGGAGCCCAGCAGGUGCCACGGGCAGCAAAUCCUCCCCCACCCCUCAGAAGAGCUCGGCCAAGAGCCCCGCGCCCAUGCGCCGCAGCAAGUCCCCGGCCGAUUCAGGUAACCACCAAGAUGCCAACGGGACCUCCAGCAGCCAGCUGUCCACACCCAAAUCCAAGCAGUCCCCGAUCUCCACACCCACCAGCCCAGGGAGCCUCCGUAAGCACAAGGUAGACUUGUACCUGCCUCUGUCCUUGGAUGACUCGGAUUCCCUUGGAGACUCCAUGUAGAGCAGCACGGAGCGAAAUGUCCAUAUUGCAUUUGGGAUACGGCAAAGUACCUCUGCCAAAACAAGCAGAUAGGUGACUGGUGCUUUCAAGUCAAAGGACACACGGUUAAAUGUCAUUUUUGUUCUGUGAUUUCUCCUCUCUGUGCCACAAACCAACACCUGCCAGUCUUUAGAGAUAGAGGGAUACCAUUCUUCUGAGUUACAGGGGUGCAAAAUGGGCAUUGUGAGAAAUUUGGGGCCGACGUGCCAACGAUUCCGUGCAUUUCCCAUUUUCUUCUAUGAUUUCUUCUUCUGCUGCAGCCAUGUGGUUUUCCUAGUGUUAGUAGAGUAGCUCCCCUGGAGGUGUGCAAAUGGAGCCCUUGCUGAGCAAUUUGCAAGCUGGAGCAGAGCAGAUGAUGUUCUCCACCAGUGCAAACUGCCAGCCUCUGCCAGCUCACUGCUCCUCAUUCACAGCCCCACUUUUGGCACCUGCAUUCCAACUGGUCUUGGUUUUAUUGUGGAGGGCAGGAAGGGAAUUUCUAGUUUGAUGCUUAAUAUGCCAGCAGAAGCUUGGAUGAGAUUAGGAGUGAUUGUGUCAGAUGCUAAGUAAGGUUAGUACAAUAAUUCAAAUUAUUCAAAUACUGUUUGGGUUUGGGUUUUUUUUUAAUAAUUAAGCAAAAAACCAUAAAUCAGCUGAGUUAUCUGGAGUACAACACCUUCCACAUGCAAUCCAAGGAUGCUGCUAGCUGGUAACAAAUAUUUAUACCUCCCCUAUGGUAUCUCUCUAUCUCUGUUUGUAACAGUAAUGCCUUGUGAACAGCCAACACUGAAAACACUGUGAGAAUUUGUUUUCAGGUUUGACACCCUAUAGGUCACUUUUUAUAGCAAAAAAUCAAUACACUUUUUAUAGAGGAAAACCUUGUAUCUGUGUUUUGGGAGUAAGGAUUCAAGCUCCUUCUUUUUUAUAAAAGCUGGUAAUUUUCUUUUGUUUAAAAAACACAUUCAGAAAAAAAAAGUACAAAAAAAACCAACCACAACUGCAGAACAAUAAUAACAGCAACUCAGUUUAGAAAUCUUGUCAUUGCUGCCAAAACAGACACGUGUAGGGGGGGAAAUGGUCAAUUCAAAAUAUUGAAUGUUUUGAUAGUUUUUGUAAUGUUUAAAACUAGGUAUUUGAUUUUUUACACUUCAGUAUUCCUAACUAUGGCCAGAUUCUCUACUUAUAUAACAAAUGAAGUUUUGUGAUGUUCUGAAACCCGUAUUUUAAGAAACUCUUCUAUCUGAGAAAAACGAACUCGCUGUAUUUAGAGAAAGCUUUUGCUUUUAUUAAUCAGAAAUGCCUCCUCCAGAAUGCAAAAUUCAUCUCCUCACGCAGGGCUGGUGGUUUUUACUGCGCCGAAGCUUUGUCCCAGGCCAGCUGCCAUUGCCUCCCUCCCUCAUGGACUAAGCUUUGAUGAAACUGAUUCUUGCAGAACUUUACCUAAAUGAAAUCUGUGCAAUCAAGUCUUUCUUUGUUGCUCUAUUUGCCUUUUUUUUUUUUUUCCAACAUAGACACCUACUCCCUGUUGCCUUGCAACCCCUUGUGAUUAGGAUGGAUUUUAUCCUUUUGAUGUUUGAUGCUCCAUGAAUGCUGGGUUGUUCCCAAAGCCACUCCACCUUUUGUUUGCUUGCAUCGCUGGGGUGAAACAAUCUGUGCAGGCUGCAUCUUUCAAGGCUCGUGUGAUCAUACUUAUAAUGCAACUUUUUAGAAGAGAUUUAUCAGAGAGAGGCCAGGAUUGGGAAUUGUCAAGGGGUCGGAGUUAUCAUGCACCAAUUUGCACCCGGUAGUGUUAGUGCAUGAUCAUUUACACCCAGAGUUUUGCACAAGAAACCAUUUAUUCUCACUGAUAGCUUCAUUUGAUUGAAUAACUCUCUGGCUGCACAACUGCUAACUGGUCAUUUUAAAUAUUGUAAAUAGAAUCCUGGGGUUAGUUCACAGGCUAAGGGCUCGUGUUGAGGGUUUGUGGGGGGAAGGAUGGUGCUGUGGACAAAGCUUGGGUGCAGUAGUCAGCACAGCUCUCAGCCCUUGGCAUUGCUGAAUUUUGUGUCUGAAUGGGAGCAGGUCUCUGAGUAACCCUGUGCCUCAAUCUGUCUGUCUGUCCCUGCAGGGACAGCUCUGUUCUACCUCACUGGGGGUUGUGAGGCCAAAUGUUGGCUAACAUUUGUCAAGUGCUUUCAGAUCCUCUAACAGAAGGUGCUGAAAUAUUCUGGGUGCAGAUUUGGUUAUGGGUGCUAAUUUUUGGCUGUUUAAUCCUGUGAGUGCUACUGUAGACAUUGGUCAUGAGCAAAAAGGACUUUCUUAAGCAUAAGGAUGUCAAAGGCCUUGGUAAUGCUAAUAACAAUAUUAUUCACCAGAGCUUUUGUCUUAGGGAAAGCUUUAGUGGGACACAUAAUUUGACAUGCUUUUACUCUCUCCCCUGUUCUGUUGGUGGAAAUGUCAGAGUCCCUCCCUGAGCCUCUGCCUUUCCAGGGACCCCGAGCAGUAGCCAUGGAUGGGCUGGAACUGCAGUUCAGGGUGUUGUCACACGGGGACAGAGGCCAUUCCUGUCACAGUCAGGGUGAGCCUGUCCUGCCACCUUUCCUCAGAUAAAUCAGGACAUGCAGUUCCAUCCAGGUUCUCUUGCUGCUCAGUGCAGGACAUCCACCAGGAAUCCCAAAUCUUUGCUCUCCUGGGCUGCUCUCUGCAGCCUGAGCUGCUGGAGCUGCUGGUGGGAGGGAAGGAAACUGGGAGAUGCUCUCACCCAGUGUCUGUGAGUGCAGUUUGUGUAAGAGGAAGGAUCCCAAGGGAGGAAUGAUCCUUUGUUUGGAUGGUCGUUGAGAAGGGAUUCCUCUCCUUCCUGCCAAAAGCUCUGUUUGGUUAUUUGGAGAUGCUUUUCCUGGUGGAGCAUUAGUAAGGAACCACUGAGCUCUUCCUCCUGAGCUGCACCUGGUGACACAUCUAAAACCUGAUCCUGCCAGCUCUCCCUUGGGAAUGCAGCUUUCUUUGCAUAAGGAUCAUCCCGUGGUGGGGCUGAGCCCAGAAAUUCCUUCAGGGGGAAUUAGGGGGACCUUGAAAAGGCCUAAAAAAUUAAAAUAAAUUGUUCAGUGGGAAAAAUAGCCAUUUAAACCAGCAGAAGCCACAAAGAAAACAGGGUAUGAGGUCGAACUCCCAACUUUUAAGAAGCAAUUUUCUAGGUAGAAAUGCCUGGGCAGUAGAAGUCAGUGAGCAUUUCAGCUGUAGCAUAGAGUGAAGUCUGUAUUAAUGCCAAUAUUGCAUGAGUUCUUGUACAGAAAUGCAUGUGGAAUGUUAUAUACAUUCAGAACUAGUUAUCUUUGGCUUUGUAGGAUCCCUCAUCUAGAUUUGAAUACAAAGAGAAACAGUGCACAGGCAUCAGAUUUUAGUUAUUUAAACAGAAGGACAGCCCUGAUCCAGGAAAGAACUUAAAAGCUUAAAUUUUAGCACGUGCUUUACUCCUGUUGAGUUAUCACGAGAUUAAGCUUGGGUUUGGUCAGAAAGCUUUCCUGAACUGCUGUGAAUUAAUAAUUGCUUCCAAUAUACUAUAGCAAUUCCAGACCCUGUGAGAUCCUGGAGCAGAUGAUAAUAAUUCCACUAUAUACUCCAGAGUUCACCUUUCAUAUUUAUUUUUUUUUAACAUUUACAAGCACAUAAAGCUCCACAUGAUAUAAGGAUUUGCCAUAUUAAUUCUACUAUAAAAACCCUGUCUAAUUUGCCUCAUGAGGCUGCCUUUAGUGCUUUCAGAGACUAAUUGAAUCACUGAGACGAUAUUGUUUUAAAACAAUACAGUAUUUAAAAACAAAUUGGAGAAACUCUUAAAGUAGCAGGGCUUUGUUUCUUUGAAAUCUGCCUUUAUUCAGUAUAAUUUAGCAAAUUUGUAUAUAAAGAUCCCUGUUUCAGACAGUCAUUAAGAAGGAAUAACACAGACUGAGGGGGUUUAACAUUUUUAUACUCAGGUGAUGGUCUUGACUGUAUAAGAUGAGAGCAAUGCAGCAAAACCUUCAGCCUUGGGAUUUUUAUUACUUAAAGCAUUUAUAAUCCUGAAGUUUCUGGUUUAAAGCCUCAUCUGGUAUAAAAUUUGGAGCUAGUUCAGUUCCACCAGCUAAAUAUCGUGAAAUGAUUUGGAAAGAGUUUGAUAAUGGGAUUUCACUUGGUGGUGGGAGUUGGAAGCAGCUUUUCUUCCCACUGCCUGUGUUUCCAAUACCUGCACAUUAUUUCUGGUCUUCUCAGGAGCUAGAAACACUAAUUGUGUUAUUUCCAUAGACAAUAGAAGAAUCCUGCUUAGAAAACAACUCCCACAUCUCUCUCAUGCUCAACUAGCACACGUGUAGGCAUACAAAAAACCCCACACUUGGUCGAGCUGCUAUUUCUCUCUCAUUUGCUUGUUCAGUACUUUCGAAGGGGAAAAACGGAGGUAGAACUAAAAAUUGUGGCAAACAGCAAAGCAGUGUUACACCCAGGCAUUUCCAAUGGGAAACAAGAGCAUUAAAGUGUUAGUUUCUCCUUAUCCAUGUGGAUAACAUUUUCUAGGAUGCCUUGUCUUUGCUUUUUCAUGCCUUUGAGGUCAGUGCUGCUCUUCCUGCUGCUUCCCAGCACACCCUGUGGGAGUGCUCUGGGAUUCCAGGCUGAAUCCCUACCCAGACACUGUUCCAGGGACAGCCAUCCCUGGAAGUGGCAUCUUCUCUGCAGGGGCUCAGUGUGGAUUUUCCAGUCAGAGCCUUCCCCAGUGUGCUGAGAGUGAUUUUGCCACUGACCUCAGUGACCCACAGCCAUGCAAAGCAACAGAGAGUUCUCUUUCACUGUCGUAGAGGCAGAGUAAUUUUUAGAGAAAGGGAUAAAAAAAUAGCCAAGUAAAGUAGAUAUAAAAUUAGUGUAGAAAGUGUCUCCUCAAGCUAAGACAAUCCAUAACCAGAGAAAAGCUCUGUAGGGGUGUGUUUGCCACACACCAGGUUCUGAUCACCACCACAAUGGAACAAAACAUCUUUUCCACGUGGUGACUUAGGCUCCAGGUUAUUUUUCUGGUUGCUGAUGGAAGCAGGCUGGGACAACGUUUGGGACUGGUGAGGUUCUUUGUAGAAGCAAAUGGAUGGCACAAGAUGAGGAUCUUUUUUCUGUGUAUCUAAAGAGUCAGGUCAGUCCCUGUAACAGGACGAGUGCUUUCCACAAUACAUCUGGCAGAGAUGCAGCUGAAAACCCCACCUUGGUGUGAUUGAUGCAUCAUGAUGAGAGCAGGAAGGUGAAGACUUUAAGUGCCUUCUAACAGCCCUUGGGCUUCAGAAGCAGGACUGUGCAUGUGCCCAGCAAGGCCUAGGGUUCAAUGGCCUUGACCAAAGGAGACAAGGCACACUUUAAUUCUUGAGGUAUUUAGCCCAUCUCUUGAAAAUUGUUGUCUCCAGAGCCACAGAUUUCUUCUGGCUGAUGCCUCUGUGAUCUGCAUGAAUCUGAGCCUCUCCACAGUAUCUCAGGAAAUGUUAAAGCUGAGUCUUGUGUGUCACAGCUGCUCCUCAGUGUGGAGUGAACAGGGCUGGGUUUGCUGCAGUGGUGGUUGAUUCUGCUGUUCAGAUGUUCUUCAUCCUCCUCCUCUGCCCCUGGCUUAAGAGCUGCUUUCUCCUGGUGCCUGCAGGUGAAAGGCUGGGAGCAGCAGUGGAUAGACCCCUCUUUGUUUUGUUUUGUUUCCUCUGGAACAGUUCUAGUCAGUGAUGAUUGAAGGUCUGAGGCCAAGCUGACAAACCCACAGGUUUAAAUGGGAGAGGGGAGAUUUUCAGGGAAUAGAAGUAGGUGGAUGGAAAGGCUUUUCCCAGCAAUCCCAUUGCACAGCUGCUCUGACAGGAUCCCAGCUGCAGGCCAUGGUGUGAGUACUACACCUGCAGGUGAAAAUGGGAGGUUUGGGGGUCACAGACCACUGUCCAACCCUUGGGACACUGCUUAGAGGAGGUUAAACACAUCAACACCUAUUUUUGGCCAAUAUAUGAGCUUCUGAGCAAAUGAGAAUCAAACCUAGUGGAUUCAGCAGUGAGGUUUCAGAGCCAUUGGGGUUUCAGAGCUGUUGGGGUGUGGCACAGCUCUGGACAGAUCACUUCUCCUUGUUCCAGUGCACAGAGGGCUGGUCCCAGUUUCCCUCCACCUGUAGAGUGCUUUGAGAUAAGCUGAUACAAAGAGCUUGGUUUUAAAAUGUAUUCAUUGCUCAGCAAAGUCUGAACACUGUACAGGAGCAAACUGUAUCUCUGGCAAGUCUCUCACAGACAUCUGGCUCUCUCAAAACUCUGCUGUAAAAAUGCUUAAAUAUUUCAGUCAUGGUGAAAGACAGACAUCUCAUUUUUAGUUCCCCAUUGAAACCAUGGGGGAGCCAGCAACAUCCCUGGGAGGAAGGAAAUACCUUCAUCAAUCAUACCCUGAUCCAGCAGCCUAAAUACAGCUCCCACUGCCCCUCUUUUUGUUAGAUGUACAUAUCAGGGACAAUUCGUGCUAGUAGUCAAAAUAUGGACCUUGUGUUUACAAACAGUGAAUAAAUCUAAUUACUUCAGUGGCUUUCUACCAAGAAAACAGUGGGCCAGGUGUUGAAAACCUUGUUUAGAAAGUGUUCAUGGCCAGAUGUCUACAUGGGAGAGAGCUGCCUUGCAGUGUCCUUGCUUAGUGCACUUGAACUCAUUCAAUUCUUGUGACUCUUGCUCUUUAUCUCCAUGAACUCAGGACACUUGAGCCAGUUUGGAAGUUUCUAGGUCUGACAGUUUAUCAUUCAAACUGAAGAAAAAGGAGGAUGCCCAAAGGGAAUUAACAAAUCUUGGCAGUAGUUAAUCUGUCAGCUGAAGAAAAGAAAGUUGGCAUCAUCAGGGAAAGAUGCCAGGAUGGAAAACACAGGAAAUGAAGGGAAAAGCCAUUAGAGGAAUGGUGGGGGAUGUUUGUUAGGAGGUAGGGGUAGGUACUGAGUCAUGAA